CACGCCUCGAUCGAACAGGUGUCCAGAUCCACUACCACUUCCCUUGUCCCACUGCAACAACAAUUUUUCCUCUUUGUUCGGCGCGCUCGACCUCUCCGAUCCAUGGGCAGCACCAAAUUAGCAGCAGCAAGGUCACCAUGCGUCCGACUGGUGGAGGAAUCCCUGCUCCUGCCGACGCAGGACGUGAGCCUCUUCGCGACCACCUUCCUGCUCAUCUUCGCGCACACCUUCGUCUUCAUCGCCGUCGCCGUCCACCUGGCCCACCCGCUGGUCGCGGCCACGCUCGCCGACAUCCAAGCUCUCAACAGCAAGACCACCACCACCCACGACCACGCGAGCUACAGCUACUUCUCAGAGGUCGUGGAGGCCACUCGGGAGCACGCCAAGAAGCUGCUCGUCAUCUACCUCGCGUACCUCGCGAGUAAGCUCGCCACCCAGCUCGCCGCUGCCCUCGCCGCCGCCGCCACCUACUCCGGCGAGCGCCUCACCCGCAAGGCGGUCAGGGAGAGGAUCGGGGGCCUUGUCGCCACCGCGGCCUUCGUCGGGGCGCUCGAGUCGUCGCUGACGGCUCUCCUGGUGCUGCUCCUCGUCUCCACGUUGACCAACGACACCGUGCCCUUGUACGGCCGCUACCUGCUGCUCCUCCUCGCCCUUCUGGUGUUCAUGUACGUCGGCGCGGUCACGACGGUGAGCCUGGCCGCGUCGGCGGUGGACAGAGGCUGCCACACCCUGUGGGCACUCCGGCGGGGGUGGCGGCUCGUGACAGCAGCGAGGGGGAAGGAGGCUGCCGUGCUCGUGUUCGUCGUCAGCCUCCUGCCCGCCGUGGUGUACCCGGUGCCCGUGUAUUCCUUCUCCUUCGUCUACCCGCCGGAGAGGUUUGGAAUUGGCUCCUACUACGACUACGAGGCACGCAGCCAUGACUUGUGGCUGCUGGGUGUAGUGUCUGGCUCUGGUCUCCCGUCCAUUGGUGCGCAGCUCUUCUCCAUGGUUACCGCCACGGUGUUCUGCUCCCUGUCAUUGUCAAUGGAGACCAAGAGCCAGCAGGGAGGACGGCCCACCUCUGUUUGAGCAAUAUAAAUAAAAUAUAAUCUCUCCCCGAUUUGUAGUUUGUAUUAUUGUCGAUCAUGCGGGCUGAUCCAAAUGGAAACUCUCCUACACAUAUCUCUUGCUUAAAAUUAAAAAGAGGGAUAGAUGUUUCCUUUGUGAUUU
Messenger RNA from Panicum virgatum (switchgrass), 1209 nucleotides. RefSeq lists its product as uncharacterized. Lineage: Eukaryota; Viridiplantae; Streptophyta; Magnoliopsida; Poales; Poaceae. The coding region runs from base 103 to 1068 and encodes 321 amino acids. The record is from RefSeq and is a predicted model, not a curated record. The transcript has a single exon.